CGCGCGCGGAAUGCCGGGAUGCCCCGCCGUUGGUUCCGCCGACUGUCCGCGCGGCUGGCGCUCUUGGCUGCGUACCGCGGCCACGGGCACCUGGCCAGCAGCAGCGGCCCGCAGGACACCCAGCUGCUGUGUUUGCAGAUGUCGAACGCGACUGAGCCGGGAGAGCGGCCCAACUCCGGCUCUGGUUGCCGCCUGCGCGGGGGCAGCACGUCGUCCAACCCCGCUUCUGGGGCCGGCUCUGGGGGCGGCGACGGCGGUGGUGGCGGCGGCGGUGGAAGUGGUGGAGGCGCGGGCGGUGGAGGAAGCGGCGGAGGCGGCGGCGGUGGCACGGCGGGGGGUGGCAGCGGCGGCGGGGGCGGUGGGGGCGCCUCGACGCAGGCCCAACCUCAGCCUCCCAACUCCAACUCUGGCGGCGCCAAGCAGGUGGCGACGGCGGCGGCGGGGCAGCCGCAGCAGCGAAAGCCGUGCUGCUUCUGCUGGUGCUGCUGCUGCUCCUGCUCCUGGAUACAGGAGCACACUCGCUCCCCCUGCGGUGUGAUGUGCCUCAGGCGUGUGGGACACGGCUUGGCGGUGAAGAGUGGCGAAGACCGGCCCAAGCCGCAGGAUCUGCCAACCAACGGCGAACCUCUGCCUUCGCUGGAAGAAAUUCGGAGUUGGGGAAAGUCGUUCGACAGACUCAUGAAAAGUGCCGCCGGCAGAAAGGUGUUCCGCGACUUUCUGCGCUGUGAAUACAGCGAAGAAAACAUCCUUUUCUGGCUUGCUUGCGAAGAUCUGAAAAAGGAGUCGAACCCCGAUGUGGUUGAGGAGAAGGCCAGGUUCAUCUACGAGGACUACAUCUCUAUCCUCUCGCCUAAAGAGGUGAGCCUAGAUUCGCGGGUGCGCGAGAUCGUCAACCGCAACAUGGUGGACCCGACGCCGCACACGUUCGACGAGGCGCAGCUGCAGAUCUACACGCUGAUGCACCGAGACUCGUACCCGCGCUUCGUCAACUCGACGCAGUUCAAGAAGCUGGCGCAGCUCACCAGCAACGGCAACGACGCCAGCGGCGCCGCGACGCCCACCGGCAAGGACAAGGAGAAGGAGAAGGACAAGGAGAAGGACAAGGACGCGCCGACGUCGUCCUCUGGUCGCAAAGACAGCAGCGCGUAACGCAGCACGGUCUACGCACGACGCCCUCCUGCUGGGUCCCAUGCACCGCCCAACGCCCCCGCAAGCCCCCACCCUUCACCACGACACCUGCCACCGGCACUGCAUCGUCAUCGGCCUCACGAAGACAUUACCAUAAUGGCCUAACGCGGAGGGACCGGUGCAUCACUCUGGCCCAUCUCCCCCUUGGUGCCCGCGGGUCGGACACCGAUUUGCAAUUCGUGUCAGCUCAUCGCGACGGCAAAGGUCGAGGUCAGCGCGGACAGCAGUAGCGUCCAUCGGGGAUUACGUAGCAUGGCACGAGAGCCCACUGGUUCCUGGGCACGUCAUCGGGAUACCUCUGGAUCAGCGCUGCGGUCUACGUGCGCACUCGCUGGGAAAUGAGUUCAGCUUGGCAACUUCCCUACUCACCUCCAUUCUCCCGUUCCUGAGAGUCGUAAGCUUCCCUACCGAUAGCUCAGAGGUGACCACUGGUCCUGCCACCUUGCUCCAGUUCCGCUGCCCCCUCCCCGCCACCCCCCACCACUGUUCACUCACAGAUGACCCCUCGGAGCAAAGCUGUGUGGCUGUUACGAACUGCUGUACAUUUUCAUCCAGACGCGAGGAAACGCACAAAAAGUAUGGGCAAGUGGGUGUUAUCGACGGCAGCUUUGCAAUACCCUAUCCCGUUCCUGGAAUGUAUUUCUUUUUUCUUUUUUUUUUUU
Schistocerca serialis cubense is the source of this 1850-nucleotide messenger RNA. RefSeq names its product regulator of G-protein signaling 17 (gene Dhit). The coding region runs from base 19 to 1149 and encodes 376 amino acids. NCBI's taxonomy places the organism in Eukaryota, Metazoa, Arthropoda, Insecta, Orthoptera, Acrididae. The transcript has 7 exons. The record is from RefSeq and is a predicted model, not a curated record.